UUCUCUGUGAAGGAUUCACCGUUCUUCUACACCCCGACGUAAAUAAACGAUAUAUUCACACCCUAUAUAUGCACAAUACUAUGUAACGUAGUUGCUUAAUUUGUAGGGACAGCCCGCUCAGCAAAAGCUCGAGCUCAGUAUUAUAAAUAGUAGUAUUUUUGUUUUAUUUUCUUUAUCUUUUAAUUUUGUAAACAUAUUAAUACCAAUCACAGAGAUCUGAUUAUUGGCCUUUUUAUUUUUGUAAACUCGGGACUAUAACAAUACCGAAGAAUGUCCUUUGUGAAUAAAAGAUGGGUUUUCCAUAAAUCUGCUGAUAAUACAUUAUAUACACAUGUGCUGAUGUCGGCGUAAUUACACUUUGCACCCUUGAAUUGUGACCGCUUGUUUUUUUCAAUGAUUUGAUUGAAACAGAUGGCACAUAUUAAUUUGUGCAGCUUUGGCAGUUGACCCCCUUGACCAUUACGAGAUGCGUUCGUCGUUGGAGUAGAAAAAAAGGCGUUUCUAAUGUAAGGUUUGACAUUAGAAUAUCUGUGUUCUGUAUUCAUUGAUUUUACUUUCUUCAUUUGUAGUGAUUAAUCUGGAUUGUACGAGUUGUGGGGUCUAAUUUACUUUGGGAUGAUGAACAAUUUCGGGCCACGAUUGAUAAAAAAAGGUGAUAUUUAUCAACAUUCGAAUAAUAACCGGAGACAAAGCCUUGUAGACCCGAAUUCGGAGACUUGACCGUUUCAUCGGCAUUCAGAUAUGUCAGCUCUGUAAAUAUGUUAUCAACACUUCUUGGAAAUUUCUUGAAACUUGCGAGGAAAAUCAGUUUGUCUUUUGUUCCACAUAUUUUAAACAAAAACUCUUGACCAAUAUACAAUCAUCCAACAAUAAUGGAAACAAAGUCAGGUCAACUGUUUUUUUUAUCUUAAUUAUUUUGUUGCUUUCACACAAAAUUUGGCAUAAGAAAAGUAUCAAAUAUCACCGAUCAUUCUUCGUCCGGCUUCGCAAUAAAGCAGAGCUCGAACAAUGAAUCUGCAGAUUCUCUUUCUAUUUAUGUUCUUCCUCUCUACUAACAAUCCAACUUAUUCCACAGGUGAUGUUUCAGUUAGUUGUGGCUCGAGUGCCACCUCAGCAGCACAAGACGGCAGAGAAUGGCAUGGAGAUUCACAUCCAAAAUUACAUUCCACGCUAAAAAUAACGGGCUCGUCAACCGCCUCGACUGUAGUCCGUAAGUUGAUCUCUGCUGAUGAUGAUGAUCCCGUUCCCUACAAAACGGGUCGACUCUCCCUUUCCCGAUUCUCCUAUGCAUUUCAAGUGAAUCCAGGUCAGAAAAUUAUCCGCCUUCACUUUAAUCCCGCACUAUAUAAAGGCUUCGAAAGAUUCAUGGAUUUAUUCGAUGUUGAAGCCGGUCCUUUCACCCUGCUAAGCAACUUCAGUGCUUCUCUUACUGCUAAUGUUCUUAGUGUGAAUUCUUUUGUUAAGGAGUUCUAUGUAAAUAUACAGAAAUCUCAACAAUUCGACGUAGUUUUCUCUCCUGCAAUUCGACGUAGUGAAUCAAUACAAACAUAUGCUUUCGUAAACGGUGUUGAGAUUGUCUCGGUGCCUCUGAGUCUCUCGUUCUUUCAAGAAAGAGAUACUGGAGUCCAAGUGGUUGGGAAGUCUCUGGUCUAUGUCGAUAACAGAACUGCACUCGAACUUAUCCGUCGGGUAAAUACCAAACAGGAUAAUCGUGACAUGUUCGGUAUGUGGGAAACGGUUACUAAACGGAAAGCAAACAAGAUCUACAAUACCACCUGGAGAAUAUCCGUGGAUGUGGGAUUCAGGUACUUGGUCAGGCUUCAUUUCUCCGAGCUAGGAUUCAAGUUAGCGGAGAUUGGCGGUGUUGAUUUUACAGUUCUCAUAAACGAAAUGAUUGCCGAUACUAAUAUCGACAUGGUCGGAGAAAACGAUAGCAAAAAUAGCAUCGCAUGGUACAGGGACUACGUGGUGAUGAUGGAUGUGCACAACGAAGAGGGUAAACGCGACCUCGUGAUUUGCCUCCGAUCAAGUGAUGAAUUCAUCGAUGGAUUUGAAAUAAUGAAGUUGAGCAACCCUUACAAUAGUUUUGCAAGUCCGAAUCCGUUGCCUUGUUCACGUGAUUCGUCAUAUCGAACUAGACAAAAUUUGCAUCGAGUUAUUAGUCGCGGAAAUAUGAUUGCAACUGCAGCGAUAACGUUAAUUGUUGCAGUAAACAUCAUUGUGUAUACAUUGCGACUAAUUUGGGAUGGUAGUGGUACGGAGGAGGAAAACAAUCCAUCGGCCAGGGCAAAACGAACUUGUCGCCGGUUUUCACUAGCUGAGAUACGAUUAGCAACUAGAAACUUCAGUGACGGGCUCGUCAUCGGUAGGGGUGGAUUUGGUAAAGUGUACAAAGGUCUCAUAGAUAAUAGCCAAGUGACUGUCGCCGUAAAGCGACAGAAAUCAAACUCGAAGCAAGGGGCGCACGAGUUUUUGACAGAGAUCGAAACACUGACCGAGCUGAGACAUGUUAAUCUAGUCGCUCUAAUCGGCUACUGUAACGAGCAUGGCGAAAUGAUUCUUGUCUACGAGUACAUGGCAUACGGAACAUUGGGCGACCAUCUCUACAAACUUGCGAGGAAAGGACACGAUUGCCCUUCUCUCACGUGGAAGCAACGCCUCGCUAUAUGCAUCGGAGCUGGUCGAGGGCUGGACUAUCUUCACACUGGCCAUUCACUCGUACAUCGUGAUGUAAAGGCUUCGAAUAUCCUUCUGGAUGAAAGUUUCGUAGCUAAGGUUUCGGAUUUCGGCCUGGCUAAAAAUUUAAGCAGAAGCGAAUCAUUACAGAGCCAUGUCAGCACAAAGGUUAAGGGCACGUUUGGGUAUUUAGACCCGAACUAUUUCACUACCGGCAAACUGACUAGGAAAAGCGAUACGUACGCCUUUGGGGUGGUGUUGUUGGAAGUAUUGUGUGGGAGAGCAGCGGUGGAUUCGACAAGGGUUGCGGAGAACGAGCGAAUUUUGACCAAGUGGGCUCGAGAAAACAUUAGUAAUGGAAAUGCUAACCAGAUUAUAGCUUCGAAUUUGAGGAGCGAAAUCGCAGAGACGAUAGCCUGAAGGUGUUUGUGGAGGUCGCUGAGAGGUGCUUGGACGAUGAACCAAAGAAACGACCAACGAUGGCUCACGUUGUGCUACAACUUGAGUUAGCACUCGAGCAACAGGAAAGCUCGGUAGCUCCAGUACCAAACCCGAUAACGAGUGAUGUCGCUGAAAUCCAACCAUCUGAUGAGGAAAAUAACUUGUCAGUUAGCACUGAGAAACUUACAGUAGUCGCCUCUACCGAUGGUUCCGCUGAACGCCAACUGAAAGAGCAAACCAACAGUAAAGUGGUUAGUGCUGCAACGCACAAACCAUCUCGUAUUUGGGCGUGGGAUGCGUUUUGGAACCGCGUUAAACCAUCCGGAUAUCGUACCACAGAAGCACUGGGGAAACGGACUGCUAAUAUGCUAUCGAUUGAUGUUCCCGUCAUUCCAG
Erythranthe guttata (spotted monkey flower) is the source of this 3513-nucleotide messenger RNA. Lineage: Eukaryota; Viridiplantae; Streptophyta; Magnoliopsida; Lamiales; Phrymaceae. The record is from RefSeq and is a predicted model, not a curated record.